GGCAGCACAGCUCUCCUCGGCGCACAGUGUGACGUCAUCACAGAGGGACUCCCGACCAGCGGUUUGUCUUUGAUCCGAGUCGAAAAUAAAACUCGUCAACAUGUUGAUUUGUGACUUUGAUCAACAUGUUUCCAGACCGGAAGUCCAAUGACGAGUCUUCGGCCUGCAGGGAGAACCACCCCAUGUUUCUUCGCCGGGUGAGCUCCUUCAGCUCCUCCUUCCUUCCCCACGCUUACUACCCUCCUCUCAGCAGCGCCUCCUUCACCUCCCCCCCACAAGUUAUCCCGACUCCUCCUCCAUGGUGGUCAGUGCGAGGAUUUCCACCCUGGCUUCCGAGACCCCCCCUCACCCACCCAACGGCCCCUCAGGUUUUCACUGGCAGGACAUUUCCUCCUCAUCACAUCAACGCCAGCGGUAGUUGGCGUUCCUUCUACACCUCUGCAGGCCUCCUGAUGGAGCGGGCUGACAGAGAUCGAGAGCCUCCUCAUAAACGGAGGAAGAGUGAAGAGGAGAAGCGGCGCUAUGAUGAAAGAGGAGGACACAGAGGAGGAGCAGGGGCAACCGGAGGGAAGGAUAAUGAUGGAAACGCAAAGAGGGAGCGACAUCACCCGGAUCCCAGGGUGGAGAGCAGCCCUCGACCGAACCAUCACUUUAGAGAGGGAGGUCGGGACAAAGGGAAGAAUGGAGGUGGAAGGGGUGUGAGCCGGGAAAACAGCAGAGAUAAAGAUGUGGAAAAGAAUAAAACUGGGAAUAGAGAUCGCACCGGUCCAGAUGGAACCGUGAACCAACAAAGGAACAAACAUCAUCAAGAAGGACACAAAGAUUCUCGACCUGCAGCUUCCAGAACUCAAACACCCAAAACUAAACCUCAACAUGGUGAAGUUCCCACACACAAACCCAAACCCAACCCCUGGUUCAAAGAGAGAGGUGCAGAGGAGCAGGGAGUUCCUCACAGGAGAACAAAAGCACCAGAGGAUCAGCUACGGGACAGAGGUGGAGGCGGAGGUCCUUGGAAGACGCUUCAUUCUCAGCCUUGCAGCAACACUCGUCCCCCAAACCCAGGGCAGGGAAGUAGAGAUCACACUCAACCUCCUCCACCCGGAACAUCUCCGCCUGUCGGACACCAGGACGCAGCCACACCGGUGACAUCUCUUCAGAGACACUGGGAGACCUCUCCCGCCUGCAGGACGUUCCCUCAACCACCAGGGGACAGCACAGUCUUUGACUUCUCAGUGAUGAGCUACAACAUCCUGUCUCAGGAGCUGCUGCAGGACAACGUCUACCUGUACAGACACUGUGACCCUGGCGUCCUGCCCUGGGAGUACCGGCUGCCCAACCUGCUGGCAGAGAUUCAGCAGCACGACGCUGACAUUCUGUGUCUGCAAGAAGUCCAGGAGGAUCACUAUGAGAACCAGAUUAAACCUGCGCUGCAGAGGCUAGGUUACCAGUGUGAGUAUAAGAAGCGGACAGGAAGUAAACCAGAUGGAUGUGCCGUCAUCUUCAAAUCAUCCCGCCUCUCCCUCGUCUCCUCCCAUCCCGUUGAGUUUUUCCGCCCCAGCGACGCCCUCCUCGACAGGGACAACGUGGGAUUGGUUGUGCUCCUGCGACCCAACAAUGUCGUCUGCAAGUCCGAUCCCUCUGGUUUCAUCUGUGUGGCCAACACCCACCUCCUGUACAACCCGCGCCGCGGUGACAUCAAGCUGGCUCAGCUCGCCAUCCUGUUGGCCGAGAUCAGCCGGCUGUCCCGCCUCCCAGAUGGCUCAACCAAUCCGGUGCUGCUCUGCGGAGAUUUCAACUCAACACCCUGGAGUCCGCUCUACAGCUUCCUGACCACAGGCGGCCUGGACUACAGAGGACUGCAGAUCGGCAUGGUGUCUGGUCAGGAGAACAUUCCCAGAGGUCAGCGUCUCCUCACGUCUCCGAUCUGGUCUCACAGUUUAGGAAUCAACCUCAAGUGUCAGUACGAGAACAAACUCUCAGCUGAGUCCUGCUCCGACAGAACCAGUCCUUCAGCCGUGGAAGGAGCCAUCUCUAAUCUGACCGUCGAAGAUCUCGUCAACAAAACUGCUGCUUCUGCUUUUAACAGAGCGAAGAUCGAGCACAGCCUGAAUCUGAAGUCUUCUUAUCAGCACCGCCUGAUGCAUGAUGGGAGACCUGAGAUCACCACCUGUCACUCCCGCACCGCCAUAACUGUGGAUUACAUCCUGUUCACCCCCGAAUUCUCCGCCUCCCCUUCGUGUCCCGGUGUCCGAGGCCUCGAGCUGCUGGGCAGACUGUCGCUGGUCGGCCAGUCCGAGCUGGAGGAAGUCAACUGCCUGCCCAACCCGCGUCACUCGUCCGACCACCUCCCUCUCCUCGCUCGCUUCCGCUUUCGGCUCUGACCUGGGAAAUCAUCGGGGCAGCCGAUCAGAACUGCUCUCAUGACGCGACGCGAAAAACAGGAUUAGAGACAGUUUUUCGCCAAGAUCACUGUGAAGCAUGUGGUGCACGUGCAGUAUUUUGAUUGGUGAGUUACUGUUCAUGCGGACAUUUUCACGCCCAAGAAGAAGGUUGAUCCACACGGUGACGGAAUCUGCACAAUACCCACCACGGUGUUGAAGGACAAAAGCUUUUAAUAAUACAAGAGAUGUAAUUUUGUCAAACACUGAUGUUUCCGUUUUGAACAUUGUGGGUGUGGAUCGUCCUUUUAAACAAGUUGAAAGUUUACACAGUUCUAAUAGAUGAAGGUUUGAGUUUUGAAUUGAGGUUUAUUAUUAAAAAUGUUGUGUUUAUUACGAUUAAUAAUUGAUCAACGGUCACGUGGAUUCUUUUCCCAGAUUUUGGAAGCGUCCUCAACAAUCGUCAUUCGUUUUAUCUCAUUCUUUA
This is a messenger RNA of Paralichthys olivaceus (Japanese flounder), 2865 nucleotides long. RefSeq names its product angel homolog 2 (Drosophila) (gene angel2). Gene Ontology annotation, biological process: 3'-UTR-mediated mRNA stabilization. The record is from RefSeq and is a predicted model, not a curated record. Gene Ontology annotation, molecular function: 3'-5'-RNA exonuclease activity; mRNA 3'-UTR binding. NCBI's taxonomy places the organism in Eukaryota, Metazoa, Chordata, Actinopteri, Pleuronectiformes, Paralichthyidae.